AGUUCUCAAUUGACGAACCUGCCAUAAUAAUAACAACAGUAAACCAAAGUCGAUUGGAGUGUAUUACAUUUUUUUUUUGUACAGCAAUGUAAUAUUAAAGUACGCGACGAUUGUGCGUUUAACAAUUAUGUGCGGCGAUUGAGAACGUGAUCGCCGUUUAAGAAAUUUGGAUCAACCACGUGCAGUAAGAUUAGUACGUAAGCGAGUACGCUUCUGGAGGUUAACAUCAAGUUUAAUUGUUACAUAAAAAGCAAAAGGAAUGGCUGAAAAAGAGAAAGCUGCUCCCUCAUCCAUGACCCAAUGCUAUGAAAAUUACAUUAUUGUUGACGUUGGUGCCAAUCUUACGAAUAAAAAGUACAGUCGGGAUUUAGAUAGCGUGAUACAAAGGGCAAAAGAUGCAGGCGUACAGAAGAUCAUGGUGACAGGUGCGAGUAUUCGUUCCAGCAAAGAAGCACUGAGGCUAACUAGAAUAUAUCCCGGAACUUUGUAUUCGACCGCUGGUGUGCACCCACAUGACGCCAAGUCGUGGGAAGAUCCAGAUACUUUGCAAGAAUUGGAAAGCAUAGCCAGCAAUCCAGAAUGCGUCGCAAUCGGCGAGUGUGGCUUAGACUACAGUCGUGAUUUCUCUGCACCGGAAACGCAACGUGCUGUCUUUCAUAAGCAGAUAGAAUUAGCCUGUACGUUGAAUAAACCAUUGAUUAUACACGAAAGAGGAGCACAGAAGGAUGUAUUAGAGGUUCUCGGUGAAUAUAAGAAUCGCCUGCCGCCUGUCCUCAUUCACUCUUUCAUCGGCACUGCAGAGGAGGCGCAGAUUUACCUGGAUCAAGGAUUUUACUUGGGUAUUACAGGUUACUUAUGCAAAGACAAAUCUGACAGUGGGAUAAGGCAGUUGCUAGAAGGAGGACAAGCGCCGUUAGAUAGAAUCUUAGUCGAGACCGACGCACCGUUCAUGUAUCCUAAUACCAGAGCCAGUAAAUUACCAAUACACGUGAAGGACGCUCUGACCGAGCGAUCUAUGACGUUCCUCCACCGUUACUGUACCUUUCAACGUAACGAACCAUGUGCCUUGCCAGCGAUCGUGGAAAUGGUGGCGGCGUUUAUGCGAACUACUCCAGAAGAAGUUGCGCUGGCCACAGCCUUUAAUGCUCUGAAAUUAUUUGGUUUGAAUCAAUGAUAAUGAUGUCGAAUCUGAAAAUUUCGGAUAAAGUGGUGCUAGUAGGUGCUAUAUGGGAGUUACAUUCUUAAUGCAUAUAACGCUUCAUUUGAGUUCCCCAAUACCUAUUUCUUUUUACAAUGUUCUUUUUUAUUAAAUGGUAGCAAAAUGGCUGCUUAUAGGACACUUAACGAAGUUUACUGGUAGGAAAUUAAG
Harpegnathos saltator (Jerdon's jumping ant) is the source of this 1369-nucleotide messenger RNA. RefSeq names its product 3'-5' ssDNA/RNA exonuclease TatD. Gene Ontology annotation, molecular function: single-stranded DNA 3'-5' DNA exonuclease activity. The transcript is spliced from 2 exons. Lineage: Eukaryota; Metazoa; Arthropoda; Insecta; Hymenoptera; Formicidae. The coding region runs from base 260 to 1174 and encodes 304 amino acids. The record is from RefSeq and is a predicted model, not a curated record. Gene Ontology annotation, cellular component: cytosol.